Molecule: messenger RNA, 1416 nt
Organism: Cydia amplana
Lineage: Eukaryota; Metazoa; Arthropoda; Insecta; Lepidoptera; Tortricidae
Exons: 7
Coding region: 241-1416 (391 amino acids)
Biological process (GO): sensory perception of smell; detection of chemical stimulus involved in sensory perception of smell
Cellular component (GO): plasma membrane
Molecular function (GO): odorant binding; olfactory receptor activity
Source: RefSeq, a predicted model, not a curated record
AUUUUAACAACCUUAUCUAUACCCCUAGACGCUUUGUCCAUCGGUUACAUAAAAAUAUUAAAAGCAUUUCUUACAAUAACAGCUUCCUGGCCAUACCAAAUAGCUGGCGGCAAGGUUCACCCCUUGUACAAGUACUAUGGCCGUUGCAUCGUAAUACCCGCCGGAGUUACAUCCAUCAGUUUAGAAGUAUGGUUCCUGAUCGACAACUUCAAUGUUUUAUCUCUCUUUGAAGUGGGUCAGAUGUAUUUGACAUUAUUUUUUGCUGCCUUGUCAAUAGUUCGAACGUUUCUUCCACUUUACUCUCGAUACGGAGAACUAGUGGAACGAUUCCUGCUUUCUUUUCAUCUUACACAUUUCAAGCAUAAGGGCAGCUACCACCUUAAGAUCUAUGAGAAGUUUGAAUGGGUUUCCCAUCGCGUUGUAAUAAUAACAAUGGCAUUAGGGAUGUUCUGUGCCGUCGUAUACAACAUGAUUCCCAUCAUCAACAACAUCAGCAGCGGGGCAUACAAAAAUGACAAUAAGACCGUCGAGUUGUCCGUCUACUUCUCUUACCCAGGCUUUGAUCCUCAGGACCACUAUAAGUUUGCCACAAUCUACAACUUCUACAUAGUUUUCGUAUGCGCCAUUUUAGUUGGUGGUAUAGACAUCCUCAUGUCGUUGUUCGUUAUUCAAAUAAUCGGGCAUAUUGAAGUGCUUAAAAAUAGUCUGCUGACCUUUCCUGGGCCCAAGAAGUCCACGGAUAUAAUAAACGCACACUUUGGAGGAAAAAAGCAGUUUUCAGUUAUAACAGCUCCAAUGUUCACCGAGGAAGAAAAUCUUGUAAUUAAGGAAAAAAUUAAAGAUUGUGUUAAACAUCAUCUAUUUAUUGUCAGUUUUACAGAUGACAUGUCGGACUUUUUUGGACCAGUGUUAGCUAUUUACUAUCUCUUUCAUCAAGUAUCGGGAUGUAUAUUGCUUCUAGAGUUAUCAGCAGGCGACCCAGGUGCUCUAACCAAAUAUGGCCCCCUCACAGUAACAAUCUUCGGACAGCUAAUUAUUAUAUCAACUAUUUUUGAAAUAGUUAACACCAAGAGCGAGCUCCUUGCGACAACGGCAUACUUAAUGCCGUGGGAGGGCAUGAACGUGUCCAACCGGCGCUCCGUGUGCCUUCUGCUGCGUCGCCUGCAGCAGCCCAUCGCCGUCCGCGCGCUCGGCGUCACCGCCGUCAACGUGCAGACUAUGAGCACGGUACGUUGCCGGUUUGUGCACCGACACAGCGCGCCGAGUGAGCAUGUCCAACCGGCGCUCCGUGUGCCUGCUGCUGCGUCGCCUGCAGCAGCCCAUCGCCGUCUGCGCGCUCGGCGUCACCGCCGUCAACGUGCAGACUAUGAGCACGGUACGUUGCCGGUUUGUGCACCGACACAGCGCGCCGAGUGA